AAAAAAGGCAGAUUAAAAAGAGAAAAACAGCGCCUAGGCACAUGCUGCUGCUCUGAUGUGUCUGCUCUCCCAGAUGGGUGGCAGGACCUGGGAGUUGCAGUGACUGAGGCUGAGAUAAAUCCAAAGGCCUACUCCCUCACAGACACCCACCUCACCAAGAAACUACUGGACCUUGUUCAGCAGUCAUGUAACUACAAACAGCUUUGGAAAGGAGCUAAUGAAGCCACCAGAACCCUCAGCAGAGGCAACUCUGAGUUCAUCGUAAUGGCUGCAGAUGCUGAGCCGCUGGAGAUGAUCCUGCACCUUCCACUGCUAUAUGAGGAUAAGAACGUGCCCUACAUGUUUGUGCGCUCCAAGCGGGCCCUGGGGUGGGCCUGUGGGCUCUCCAGGACUAUCAUCACCUCUUCUGUUACCAUCAAAGAAGGGUCACAGCUGAAGCAGCAAAUCCAGUCCGUUCAGCUGUCCAUUGAAAGACUCAGUCUAAAACGGUGGCCUCUGCUCCUUCCACACUGAGUUCUUCCCUUGGGGACAUGUGUCAUAGUGUCUAUGUUAGCAUGUAGUAUCUCCAGCUACCUUCUCUUGUUGCAUUAUAGUACUAAAGAUGGUUUUUGCUUUUUUGUAUUAUUUUUGUUUUAUAGGUUGUUAUGCAUGUA
This is a messenger RNA of Lynx canadensis (Canada lynx), 653 nucleotides long. Its product is annotated as NHP2-like protein 1. NCBI's taxonomy places the organism in Eukaryota, Metazoa, Chordata, Mammalia, Carnivora, Felidae. The record is from RefSeq and is a predicted model, not a curated record. Gene Ontology annotation, biological process: mRNA splicing, via spliceosome; maturation of SSU-rRNA. Gene Ontology annotation, cellular component: small-subunit processome; precatalytic spliceosome; nucleolus. Gene Ontology annotation, molecular function: RNA binding.